AUGACUUCACCUUUCAGAGCUUUUAUGGCCGCUCUUUUGGUCUCUGAAGAGCUCUGUACUGAAAUAGAUUGCGUUAUUUGUCUGUGCAAGAUCAGAAGGGCAAAAGAGACUGCUCCUUUGAGAUGCAGGCAUGCGUUUCACAAGCAAUGCUUGGAUGGAUGGAUGAAGAAGAGCAAGAGGACGACUUGUCCUCUUUGUAGAGAUAACUUGAUCGUCGGCGGUUCGUCGGAGACGAAGAACGAUGAAGGAGAAGAUGGAGGGCUAAUUCGAAGCCAUAAUAUUAUUAUUAUUUCUCCAUUUAUUCGCGGCGGUCGCGGCCAAGCGGAGGUCCAGCGGCAGUCGGCGGCCGAGCAGUGGUCCGACAAAGGUCAGGCUGAAGUUCAGCGGCGGUCAUUGACCGGGCGAAGGUCCGGCGGCGAUCGUUGA
Messenger RNA from Dendrobium catenatum, 426 nucleotides. Its product is annotated as E3 ubiquitin-protein ligase Os04g0590900. The record is from RefSeq and is a predicted model, not a curated record. Gene Ontology annotation, molecular function: ubiquitin protein ligase activity; zinc ion binding. Gene Ontology annotation, biological process: protein ubiquitination. NCBI's taxonomy places the organism in Eukaryota, Viridiplantae, Streptophyta, Magnoliopsida, Asparagales, Orchidaceae. Bases 1 to 426 code for a protein of 141 amino acids. The transcript has 2 exons.